AUGUGUGAUAGUUGUGGGCGUAGUAAUGUUGUGAUCUGCAGGAAUAGCUGCUAUCACCGGGGGUUGUUUAAUGGAAUACUUCUCCAUUAGUUCUUGGCGCUUUCGAUGCGCACAGACGCAGAUUAUGCAAGUAAGGAGAACUCCUACCGCUACCACAAGGGAGCAGGCUAAUGGUACUAGCAACGGAUUGGUGGGAAUCUCAUCAUCUUUAACCAGAACGGUCUCCACAUUAAUUUCGGAAAUUCCGUGAAGAAUAGAGUUCCAGUAAAUGUCCUGGGACUCAGCUCCCAUCAUAAGAGCCAGUGAAGGUGGAUUCUGGGUAUCCGUUGUGACAUUCGCGGAGGCAUUCUCUCGAAUAGCUGUCGCAAUGUUGUGCGCAAAGCGCUGCACGAAAACAAACUCUUUACCAUCUUCAGCUGUCCGAAUUCGUUCAUCAGUGGACGUUAAGGUGAUCUCAAUAAAGGCCAAAUCAGACCCAAAUUCAGGUUGAAUUCCGGCCAGUCCACAACUCAUUCCCAGCAAUCCUCCUUCACUACUUCCAGUUCUGGCAUAUUCCACUGCAGGAAGGGCCUUAACCGAGUUACAGAAGUCUUCAACGGUGACACCAUAAGGGAGUUGAGAACGUGACAAUACAACCGCUAAUCUAGCGCACUGAUUGGUUAGCCUGGCUGAUCCCGGUCGACAACUAGACAAAGCUGGUGGAAGGCCAAGAGGUAUCAUUGGUGAAAAAUUGAAGUCUGUGAAUGAUGCGUUGACGCAUUGGGCACGAGCGUAACAUGGUGGUGUUAG
Rodentolepis nana is the source of this 789-nucleotide messenger RNA. The record is from the annotation of a GenBank genome assembly. Lineage: Eukaryota; Metazoa; Platyhelminthes; Cestoda; Cyclophyllidea; Hymenolepididae.